AUGCAGAGCCCAAGAACUACGAUGAACACGGUCAGGACCGUCCCUAUUACCGAGCCCACCGUCCCUUUUCCUGAAGUGGACAUGUUAGUUCGGCAAGAGUUUGACAAUGAUUGGAUCACAGUAAGGCAAGGGCCGAACAUAAGAAUCAUGAUGAACAUGGUCGGGAACAUUCGUAUGAUCGAGCCCACCGUCCUUCUUCCCAUUGUGAAUGAAUUCAUUAGGAAACUGGCUAGAAAUCAAUGGAUCACAAUAGCGAAUGGGUCUCUGGACCAGGGGACCAAAGACAUGAUCAGAGACAUGUGUGUGGACAUUGUUGACACAGUAGCCAAAUACAUCUCCAUUGCAAUUGAAAACAGUAAUAGUGAAGAAGGUCCUUCCAAAUCAACAGAGAACAGAAUCUCAAAGAAAGAGGUCCACGCAAUCCUGGGAGACAGCAUUAAUUUCGCCAUUGCAGAUGCAUUGGGCAUCCCAGUGGACAUCCAUAGCAGGACCACAGAGAAGGUGAACUCUAUCGUGGUCGAGGAGGUUACAGAGCGGAUCAACUCCAACAAAGAGCAGCAGGCCACCAAGUCUUUCUGCUACAGACUGAAGGAUAUGGCAAGAAAGAUCAGAAAGAUCAUAGUCACGAACUACAAAUUUGCAUGUGGUUUUGCCCUUAAUGGCCUCUGCUGUCCGACUACUAUUAACAGUCUGCCUUCUACGAACACACAAGUAGAGGAAGAAGACGUAAAGGAAGAAGAGCCAGUUGGGGACCAUUUUCAGACGCCUGUGACACCCUUUGUAGAGGACGAACCUGAAAUGUUCCACACAGAAAGCCUCAAACAUGAAACAUUGAAGGCGGUCAAGUCCAUCCUGUCAAAGCACACAGAUUACCUGGAUGGUACUGACAUUGAAGAUGACCUUUCAGAGGAGGAAUUAUCCAAACAUCUGUCCAUCUCUGACAGGGACACAGACGAAACAGCUUCUGAAAUCGUAAAAAUUGUCUGGGGUGACAACGUUUCACAGGAGCCAGAAGCUUCACCUGUUAAAGAGACCACACCACCCGCCAAAGCAAAGAAAGCAAGACAGAGAAAUAUCAUGAGAAGGAUCAAGAUGUUUCUCACAAAAAGGUUUGCAAAAAAGUCUAUCAUUAAACUUUUCCGCAAACUCACUGGAAAGAUCUCUGUAGAAGAAAGAGAUUCUGUCAUGACGCCACUCAUGACGGGGGUUUCAACUAUUGUGGACGACAUGAUCGAGGAAACGGGGAGAGAGUGCACAAAUGUGAUGUGCUUCUACAGGAGGAUGGCCAGAAACAUCACUGAGGACCAGUUUGAAGAGAAAAAAAACCAACUGGUGGCAUUCGUCUUGUUCCAGCUGAUGAAUCGUGAGAAGAAACAAAAGCUCUUUUCUGCAGGUGUUAUCCGCACUGAGGUGGACCAGUUCAUGAAGAUGAUGUGGAACUGGUUGGUUGCGCAGGCAGAGAAGCACAAUAGAGGGAAAGAUCAAGCCACCGCUGCUCUGAGGCAGAUCGAGGCAGUUGUGUACGAAAAUCAAGCUUUCCCAAAAAUCCAGACGACCAAGAUCUCCCAGUCUGCAGCUACACCAGCUCCUGUUACUGAGGAGACAAAUAUCAGUGAAGAAGCUGAGCUAAGCGGUGGAGCUUGGCUGGAUUACUGGGAUAGACUAAGAUGUGAAAUGCUGGUGGCUGGGCUGGUAAAAAUGCUGAUGGACACCUGGAGGAUAUAUGUCGAAGAAGACCAGGCUAUCUCGGUUUUGACAGAGGCUCUGUGGGCAGAAAUGGAGGGCUCUGAAGUCGAGGUUAAACUGUCCUUUGCCGACAUGAGGAAGAUAGUAAGGAAGGUGCACAAGAAACUGUCCAAGGAGUUAGAUAUCGAGCUCAUCAAGUUCACCGUUGUACAGGAUCCUAAGGUCCUCACCCACAUCAUUGAGGCCUUUAAAGAAGAACUGAGCCCCAAACAAAAGAGUGGAGUCAAAGGCUUCUUCAAGUCUGUGUUCAAACCCUUCACCCGCAUCUUCAAACGUGACUAA
Molecule: messenger RNA, 2028 nt
Organism: Xyrichtys novacula (pearly razorfish)
Lineage: Eukaryota; Metazoa; Chordata; Actinopteri; Labriformes; Labridae
Source: the annotation of a GenBank genome assembly